This is a messenger RNA of Solea solea (common sole), 4321 nucleotides long. It is a transcript of the gene rab11fip1b, whose product is annotated as RAB11 family interacting protein 1 (class I) b. Gene Ontology annotation, cellular component: intracellular membrane-bounded organelle. Gene Ontology annotation, biological process: regulated exocytosis. The coding region runs from base 149 to 3868 and encodes 1239 amino acids. Gene Ontology annotation, molecular function: small GTPase binding. The record is from RefSeq and is a predicted model, not a curated record. Lineage: Eukaryota; Metazoa; Chordata; Actinopteri; Pleuronectiformes; Soleidae. The transcript is spliced from 6 exons.
UCAAAGACCAGAAGAAAACUUUUCCUCCCCUCACACACGCCAGUGUGACGGUGAACCGGCGGUGAACUGGACGCCACUGCGCGUUCCGUCGCGGGACUUGAGUUUUCUUUUGCUACAUCGAGAUAGUCCAGCAACAGGUGGUGUCACUAUGUCCUUUGCGGAUCCGCAGUGGUGUCCCACCAGCGUCCAGGUAACGGUUCUCCAAGCCAGAGGCCUCAGGAGUAAGGGCAAAAGCGGCACCAACGAUGCGUACGCGGUCAUGCAAGUGGGCAAGGAGAAGUUCCAGACCUCGGUGGUGGAGAAGAGCGUGGCUCCCGUGUGGAAAGAGGAGGCGACUUUCGACCUGUCGCAGAGCGGAGGAGGAGGAAAGGGCACCCUGCAUGUCCACGUUCUGCACCGGGCCUUGGUGGGUCCAGACAAACCGCUUGGACAUGCUGUUGUCGACCUGCUGUGUCUCAGUGAAGACAAAACCCGCAACAAGACAGAAUGGUUUAAGUUACUGGACAAGACUGGCAAGGCAGACAAAGACAGAGGAGAGGUGCUUCUGGACAUCCAGUUCAUGAGAAACAACAUGACUGCCAGCAUGUUCGAUCUCUCUGCUGCCGGCAAGUCCCGCUCCCGCUUGGGCAAGUUCAAGGACAAAGUGCGCGGCAAGAAAAAGGAGUCCGACGCUGUGUCUGGUGUGGUGCCGUCCUUCAAUCAGGUCCUCACCGACAGUGAGGAGGAGGCAAACGACGAGGAAGCUGCGGGGAAGGACGAGAAGAAGAAGAAACAUAAGAUGAAGUCACUGUUUUCUUCCAAAUCCAACCUGCAGAGAAACAUGUCCCAGUCCAUGUCUGUUCUGCCUGCCAAAACCUCCUCGUUAAGCAGAAGCCAAUCGUCUGGUCUGAAUGUGGAUUCCUCUGAGGGUAAAAAGAAGUUUAAGUUCAAGAUACAUAAACGCUUGAGCAGCUCGGAUGGGAAAGAUUCCUCUUCUGGACUCCAAAAACACGGCGGGACAGCGGAGCAGAGCAACCUAUGCAUUAAUGGCAGCCAUGUUUACUGUGACGGAUCAAACUUCAGUCUGUCCAGUUCAGGUCAUGGAUCCAUGGAGGAUGUCCCUGGAAGCUCCCCUCCAUCUGUUAAUUCACUUAAAGCAGUGACACAAUAUUCUCCUUGGACUGAAGAAGAGGAGGAGGAGGAAACUGCUGAGGUAGAAAACAUAACGGAGGAUGUGGAUGAGGAACAGAUUAGCAAGGAGAAGAAUGGGGAAGAAGAAAGGAUGAGGAUGCAAGAAGAAGCACUAGAGAAGAUGGCUGAGGAGACAAGGAGACGAGAGGAAGAAGAAAUAAAGAGGAUUGAAGAGGAAAAGGUAAAGGAAGAGGAGAGGGCUAGAAGAGGGGAAGAGCGUGAGCGAUUAGCAGAGGAAAAGAGAAGACAUGAGGAACAAGAAAGAAAGAGAAAUGAGGAAGAAGAAGAACGGCAAAGAGAGGAAAGGAUGAAGAAGGAAGGGGAAAGAAGGAGACUUGAGGAGGAGCGACAAUUGGCACAGGAGGCGAGAAGAAAAGAAGAAGAAAGACAAGCUGAGGAAGAGAAGGUUAGAAAGGAGGAAGAGGAAAGAGUUUUUAGGGAGGAAGAGAGGAGGAGACGAGAGGAAGAGGAGAAAGCUAUAAGAGAGGAAGAACAAGAAUGUGCACGAUUAGCAGAGGAAAAGAGGAGACUAGAGGAACAAGAAAGAAAGAGAAUUGAGGAAGAAGAAAAGAUUAGGAUCGAGGAGGAAAGUCGACGAGAGGAAGAACAUCAGUUGGCAGAGGAAAACAGGCGAAUGGAAGAAAUGAGAGCUGAGGAAGAUAGAGUUAGGAGGGAGGAAGAGAGAAGGAGAAAAGAGGAAGAAGAAAUGGCGAGAAGACAAGAGGAAGCACGUGAGAUGAAGAGGAAACUAGAGGAGGAGGAGAGGAGAUGGCAGGAAGAACAGGAAAAGAAUAGGAGAGAAGAGGAGAAAAGACUAGAGGAAGAGGAGAGGGCUAGGAAGGAAAGGGAAGAACAUGAGAGAUUGGUGAGAGAGGAGAAAGAAAGGCAGAGGAUUGAGGCUGAAGAGCAAAUUAAAAGGGAGGUAGAAGAAAGGAUUAGGAUGGAGGAUGAGAGGAGGGAAGAGCAGGAGAGGGUAAAGAGGGAUGAAGAACAAGAGGAAAAGAAGAGACUGGAGGAGCAGGAAAGGAGGCGAAUUGAAGAAGACGAAAAAAGGCAAAGGGAGGAAGAAGAAAGGAGGAGACAAGAGGAAGAGGACAGGGUUAAGAAGGAAAAUGAAGAAUUUGAAAGAUUGGCAGAAGAAAAGAGGAGAGUGGAAGAACAAGAGAGAAGACUGAAAGACGAGGAGAGAAUUAGGAAGGAGGAGAGGAGGAGGAGAGAAGAGGAAGAAAUGGAAAGAUUGGCAGAAGAAAAGAGGAGACGAGAGGAACAAGAAGAGAAAAUUCAAAGGGAGGAAGAGCAGAGGUUUCGGAGGGCGAAGAAAGAAGAGGAAGAGGCCAGGAAGUUAAUAACGGAUGCAGAAGAACCGAAAAACCAAAGCAAAACAAAACAUGGACACAAGUCUACCAUGGAGAAAUCUGCAGUAGCUGCACAGAGCGCUGCUGACGUCACCUCCACUAACCCGUUUGAUGAAAACCUCCCAAAUAAUCCCUUUGAAGAUGUCCCACGUUCUCCUACUGCAGCUGAAGGCAACGCGGCCAUGUCAAGCGUCCAACAGGGGUGUCAAAUUGCUGUGUCAUCGGAGGGAGGCAAGAGCAUUUCCAUGGAUGAGAAGGACCUGAUUAAUGCUCAGCGGGAGAAGCGUCCAGCUCCUCCGCCUCCAGGAAGGAAUAUAGCGGAGAGUCGGAGGGAGCAGGAUGUAGCUUUGCAGCAUCUGGCACAAAAUAACAAGCAGAGUAAUGACAAAGAUGUCAAGACUGCCAGUGUUCUCCCUCAGCGUUCGGUACAAUUGAUCGCUCCUCUGAGUCAGUCUCACUUAAUACAAAGGAGCCCCACCAAAGGAACUGAAAGUGCUGGUAAACACGGUAAGCGCCUUGCACCGUCUCGACCUCGUUCUGCAGAGGAAGAGUCAUCGUCUGAAUCCAAAAGAGUCUCGUCUUCUCGUGGCAACAUUUCCCAGGGACGUGGCUCACAGACAAAACCAGUCCCUGUCACCUGUGGCUUGAAUCCAUUUGUAGAUGAUGACGAUGAGGUCACACUUCGAGAUGAUACACCAACCCCUGGUGACACGAGAUCAACACAGCGGCCCCCACCUGUGUCCCGCGCUACUGAUGAAUCAAAACUGAAAUCUUCAAAAGUCACCCAUGCGCCUGCCCCUCCGCCUACCAUUUCAAGCACUUUAAUUCAUCCAAACACUGACAGUUGCCAUGCUAUGGAUACAACAGUUGUGCCUGCACCCGAUAAAGGUGCAAACCAGGCAUGUGGCCCACAGCCAGAGGCCACGCUCUCCGUUCAGAGCACUUCACUGAAAGAGCCUGUGAGAUCACAGAGCACUGCAGAGGUAACAGGAGUGAAGAAAGAAGCCCCUCCUACAAGUUCACGCAGGCUUCUCCCUGUAAGGCCACUUAAUCCUCUGGAACAAAAGUCUGUCUCCACCGUUCCAGGGGGUAAAAGUCACAAAUCCGUUGGAAUCUUUAGUGACGUUCAAGAGAAAACAAAGAUAACGCCUGAUUCGGGGCUUAAAGGGCCGUAUUCCCAGCUAACUCGAGAGGAACUUGUGUCCCUGCUGCAGAAACAGGAGAACCAGAUGUCUGAGAGAGACAAAAAGAUAUCAGAGCUGGAACAAUACAUUGACAAAUUGCUUGUACGUGUCAUAGAAGAACAACCAAGCAUCCUGAUGUCCAUGAACUCAUUCAAGUAGGCUGUCUAUGCAGAUUCACAGCUCACACUUCUAUUUCUGCUCCACCUAAUUAGUGAAGAAUUGAUUAAUCACAGUUCCAAAAUAAGAACUUCACUGUAAAGUACUUGAGAUGUUUUGAAAGAUGUUGAUGAUUUUGAAACAUUUCUAUGUGCUUGUCUGACUUUGAAACUAAUGAAUUGUUUUUUAAUGAUUUUCAUGUUGAGCACAAAAUGAUGUGUAAAAAUAAUCACUGAUAUGUUGGCUUGCUGUUUUUGUGUAAAGAGCCUUACUUUGCUGUAAAAUAAUCUUACUGCUCUUGUACUACAUGAAGAAAAGGUUUACAUGAUACUAACCUAAAAAGCACUUUUAAAAAGCCUAUAAAAUGGUGUAUUCUGAAUCGGUCUUCUGCACUGAGGUUACUGCUACAUGGAAUUAAAUAUGCAAAAUUAAAUAAAAUCAAAGAAUGAAUGAAUA